Molecule: messenger RNA, 645 nt
Organism: Talaromyces marneffei
Lineage: Eukaryota; Fungi; Ascomycota; Eurotiomycetes; Eurotiales; Trichocomaceae
Exons: 4
Coding region: 1-645 (214 amino acids)
Molecular function (GO): phosphatidylcholine lysophospholipase A1 activity
Source: RefSeq, a predicted model, not a curated record
AUGCCGCUAAACAUCCUCUGCUUCGGCAACUCCCUGACCGCAGGUUUUCGAUCCUACGGCAUCAAGCCUGACCACCCCUAUGCUUUGACCCUAAAAGAACAACUCCUCGCCGCCGGAUUAGAUGCUUCAAUCCUUGGGGGAGAUGGAAAAGUUGAUAUUGAUGUUGAAGGGCAACCGGGAGAUUUGGUGAACUGUCCUCCUGGACAUUUUGUAGAGAGGAUGAAGUGGAUGUUAGAUGCAAAAACAUUCGAUUGGAUCAUUGUACUCGGUGGUACAAAUGACUUAGGCUACGGCUCCUUCACCCCAGACCAAAUCUACACCGGCCUCAAAAUAACCUGGACUCUAGCCCUAUCUGCCCCACCAAACACCAAGAUCCUCGCCCUAACGGUGCCCGAAUGCGCGUCCACAAACGCGAAACUGACUCGCAACCGGAAUGCGUUGAAUAAAUUAAUUUUGGAGCAUGAGGAGGAGAGGUUUUAUGCGUUUGACCUCAAAUCUGCGAUCCCGUAUCAUGAUAUGGAUGAGAAGCGGCGAGAGGAGAUUUGGGCUGAUGGACUGCAUUUCACAGAGAAAGGGUAUGAUUUGAUGGGGGAGGUUAUUGCAGAGAGACUUUUGGAGUUGUUGAUACAGUCUUCUUCUACAUGA